CAGUGCAGCUUUUCUUUCCUGGGGCGCGGAGCUCGGCGAGCUCGGAGCGCAGCACAGAACCAGCCCUGCAGGCGAGGAAAGCCGGCGGACCAGCCUUCUUUCUCCGCUGCCUGCGCAGACCCAGGCGCCCCAUCCCCCGCCCCGAACUCCCAUCUCUCCCACCCCACCCCUCUGGGUUCCACGCGGACAGCGCCCCGAGCCCGGUGUGGAAUCGACGUUUCAGCACUUCGGACAGCGCCCGGGCGCCCCGGCCCGUUUGGGUUGACUAUGGCGAGCGUUCAGCAGGGCGAAAAGCAGCUUUUCGAGAAGUUCUGGCGAGGAACCUUCAAAGCGGUGGCCACCCCACGUCCCGAGAGUAUCAUUGUUGCUAGUAUCACAGCCCGCAAGCCCCUGCCCAGGACAGAGCCCCAGAGCAAUCCCAUGGUCCCAGUCCAAGAUGGACCUUCAGAAAAGCUGGAUCCGCGUCUGGCCACUGAGGCCUUGAGCACUAACAGCUGGGAGAAGAGCAAAGCCUGCCGGGAGCUGGGUCCUGCCAGAGCACGCAGUGCCUCUGGUGACAGAGACUUGACACCACCGCCUUCCUCCAGGGGGAAGAAGAAAAAGAAGAAAUCAACGCGGAAGAAGAGAAGGAGGUCCCCAUCCUACAGCCCAUCGCCUGUCAAGAAAAAGAAGAAGAAAAGUUCAAAGAAACAUAAGCGACACAGGUCAUUCUCCAAGAAGAGAAGGCACAGCUCCUCUAGCCCAAAAAGCAAAAGAAGGGAAGAGAAGAGGCACAAAAAACAAUCAAGAAGCAGACCCCGAAAGUCUCACCGCCACCGCCACCACCACUGCCCCUCAAGGUCCCAGAGCUCGGAGUCCCGCUCCUCCAGCUGUGAGAGCAGACAUCGAGGCCGGUCUCCCCAGGAAGGGCGGAAGUCCCGCCGAAGGCACUCCCGCCGCUGCUCCAAGACCCUCUGCAAGGCCAGCCCCGAGGUCCGGUCCAGUCAUCCACCCAGCCAGCCCCUCCAGAUGCUUGGCUUCCUGUCAGCCAGGGGUGUAAUCACUGGGUCUGGGUCUACCGCUGACCUCUUUAGCAAAACAGCCAGCCCGCUCACCAACUCCCGAGGACGCUCCCAGGAGUACGACUCAGGCAAUGACACGUCCUCACCACCCUCCACACAAACCAGCUCAGCAAGGUCUCUGGGCCAGGAGAAGGGGAGCCCCGGCGGGGGCCUAAGCAAGAGCCGGGACCUCAACAGUGGCAACACCUCUGAUUCAGGGAACUCCUUCACCACCUCUUCACCCCAGAACAAAGGGGCUGUUUUGGAGAACCUCUCUCCCACCAGCAGGGGCAGAGAAUCAAGAGGAUUUCAGUCACCAUGUCUGGAGUGUGCUGAGGUGAAGAAGUCUACUUUGGUCCCAUCCACAGCCCGGAGCUCCCCCAUGAAAGAGUGCUCCCGCAGCCCCUCCUAUGCUAGCACCCGAUCCUCCAGCCACUCCUCCCGAUCCCCAAACCCCAGGGCCUCCCCCAGGUACACCCGGAGCCGGUCCACUUCCUCUGAAAAAAGGUCCUACUCCCGCUCGCCCAGCUAUUCCUCCAAGUCUGGCAAGAGGAGCCCACCCAGCAGAAGCUCUCGAUCCCGACGCAGCCCCAGCUACUCCCGCUACAGCCCCAACAGGGAACGGGACCCCAAGUACAGUGAAAAGGACUCGCAGCCGCGGGAGCGCGAGCGAGCACGGCGGAGGCGUCGGUCCUACUCGCCCAUGAGGAAGCGCCGGAGAGACUCCCCGAGCCACCUGGAGGCCCGCAGGAUAACAAGUGCCCGGAAACGCCCGAUCCCCUAUUACCGACCCAGCCCGUCUUCGUCCAGCAGCCUCAGCAGCGCCUCCUCCUGGUACAGCAGCAGCAGCAGCCGCUCGGCCAGCCGCAGCUACUCGCGGAGCCGGAGCCCCAGCCGGAGCCGGAGCCCCAGCCGGAGCCGGAGCAGGACCCGCACUAGCAGCAGCUCCAGCUCCCGUAGCCCCAGUCUGGGCUCCCGGAGCCGCAGCCGGAGCCACAGCCGGAGCUACAGCUCGGCAGACAGCUAUUCCAGCACGAGGCGCUAA
Messenger RNA from Castor canadensis (American beaver), 2085 nucleotides. RefSeq names its product serine/arginine repetitive matrix 4 (gene Srrm4). Gene Ontology annotation, molecular function: mRNA binding. NCBI's taxonomy places the organism in Eukaryota, Metazoa, Chordata, Mammalia, Rodentia, Castoridae. Gene Ontology annotation, biological process: regulation of RNA splicing; mRNA processing; neuron maturation. The record is from RefSeq and is a predicted model, not a curated record. Gene Ontology annotation, cellular component: nucleus.